AUGGAGGGCAAGGUAUUCUUCCUGUCCCCGACAUGCGGCGCUCUCAGGAUGAUGAUGAUCAAGUCGAUGAUCGAGAAAUCUGGAGGGCUAGUGGAGAAGAGAGAGGGGGCACGCGCUGACUACUUUGUGUUCGACAAAACUGUCGCAGCGUGCAGGAAGAAGGUGGAAGACUUGAGGCGCUCCUUCCAGAGGUUCGAGGGUGCAAAGCCCGUUCACGUGCAAUGGCUCGAGCAGACAUUGAGUUCUGAGGAGGAGAGAGAAAGAGAUGCGGAGGAGGGCAGAGAAAGGGAAUCGCUAGAGCGAAUCCUUGCGGAAGAGUCGAGAUUCACGCCGUAUGCUCCAAACGAGCGGCGAGGCCGACCUGUCCUCUCAGGACAUUUCGAGCAUGCGCUGUUGGACAUUCUCGACAACCUUGGAAAGCAUCGGUCAUCUGUACUGCUGGAGGACAAACGCUGUGUUGUUAUCUAUGAUGGCUUCCCCAAGGCAAGAUUCAGGUUGCGAGGAGCUCUCUUUCAGAAUAGGAUACCAUUCUACUUUGACUCCCCAUGCUUGAAGAACAAGAAGCAUUGGAACUCGUUUCAGCCGCCAUUCUUCAUCGACAGCGGGAUGCUCAUGGAGGAUCUUGAAAGGAACGGCAAGAUCUCGAUCAAUAAGGAACAAGCGCUUCAAUGGCUCAAGGACGACAUGAUAUCACAUCGCACAGAAGAAAAAAUGAAGAAUAUUCCAGCAUUGAAAGACCAUCUUGCAAGGCAUAAUGUGCAAGAAACCAGUAUGUACAGGUAA
This is a messenger RNA of Guillardia theta CCMP2712, 783 nucleotides long. RefSeq lists its product as hypothetical. The transcript is spliced from 12 exons. Bases 1 to 783 code for a protein of 260 amino acids. The record is from RefSeq and is a predicted model, not a curated record. Gene Ontology annotation, molecular function: DNA 5'-adenosine monophosphate hydrolase activity; single-strand break-containing DNA binding; mismatched DNA binding. NCBI's taxonomy places the organism in Eukaryota, Cryptophyceae, Pyrenomonadales, Geminigeraceae. Gene Ontology annotation, biological process: double-strand break repair; single strand break repair. Gene Ontology annotation, cellular component: nucleus.